This is a messenger RNA of Daucus carota subsp. sativus, 965 nucleotides long. Its product is annotated as protein FAR1-RELATED SEQUENCE 7-like. The coding region runs from base 1 to 858 and encodes 285 amino acids. Lineage: Eukaryota; Viridiplantae; Streptophyta; Magnoliopsida; Apiales; Apiaceae. Gene Ontology annotation, molecular function: zinc ion binding. The record is from RefSeq and is a predicted model, not a curated record. Gene Ontology annotation, biological process: regulation of DNA-templated transcription. The transcript has 2 exons.
AUGCAUAGGCAGCGGAAUGAAACGGAACGUUUAGACCAUGAGUCUAACUCAAGCAAACCAAACAUUUUAUCAAGAUGGUUCAUUGAAGAUGAUGCAGCUGAGCUAUUUACACGUUCCAUUUUUUACAAAGUUCAAGAAGAAAUUUUGGCAUCUUGCUUGGAUAUGCAAAUCAAGAGAAUGAGUGAAGAAGUUGAUGGGGUAACUCAUUUUGAAAUAAAGGAUGUCAAAGUUAAAGAUAAACUUUUUAAGGUUACUGUUAGCAAAUCACAUGCCGUAUGUUCGUGCAAACAAUUUGUUAUGUGUGGAAUUGUUUGUAGGCAUGCUUUCUGUGGCUUAAAGCAGAUUGGUGUCACAAAAUUUCCAAGGAGUCUCGUGCUUAAUCGUUGGAUGAAAGUUGCAGAAAGUGGCACUUCAUUGGAAUCUAAUGUUGUGUGUUCGGAUUAUUUUAAAAUGGAGCAAGUGUCGUUGAAGUUGACAAACUUAUGGUUUGAUUUUCGUCAGAUUCUUAGCAAAGCUGGAGUUGAAAUGGAUAAGCUUGACUAUGUUCACAAAAUCAUUAAGCAGAUAAGUAGUGAUUUUGAAAAGUAUGAUGGAGAUUCUGUUGAUUUUACUAAAAAGGAUCAUAUGGCAGCUAUGGUAGGUGAACAGCCGGUUGAAGAGGUUACCAUUCUUGCACCAACUGUUUCCAGGAACAAGGGAAAUUAUUUCAAGCGUCUUGUGAGUGAUAGAGAGAAAGCAAUGACAAAAGCAAAUAAAAGAGUUCGAAGAUGUAAAGAAUGUUCGGCAACCACUCAUGAUUCGAGAACUUGUCCGAAGAAAAAGAAGGAUGGAGGAGCUGUAGUUUCGAAUAUGUUGUGAAUAUGAUUUUAAUUUUCAAUUUUAAAAGACCUUGUGCACUUGUCUUUAUAAAGUGUUAAGUACAUUUUGAUUUUAUGUUUUCUGAGUACAUUUUGAUUGUUUAUAAA